UGACCUCCUCAACUAAUCCUGAUAAGAUUUACAGUAGAUGGGCUAUUUCAAAAACUAUACAAAACUGUGAGGAGAUAAAGUUUCCUUAUUCUUAGCUGUCAGUGCUUCUAAUGAACAUAUGAAUUCAGAAACACGAAGACAAAGUUACGCACGUCACUUUUAAAACGUUAAGGAUCAGAUCGAGACUCUUAAACAAUCAUAUCUGAGUACCAACUUUAAAAUCGUCUUCAGAGUAUAGAUUUCAGUAAUCUUUGCAUUAAACCAAGAGGAAUGUCAUGGAAUAAUGUAGAUGACUACAACACGCGACAGGAAAUUAUAAAAUGCGUUGUAGUAGGGGAUACAGCUGUCGGGAAAACUCGCUUGAUAUGUGCACGUGCAUGCAAUGCCUUCCUUACGUUGCCACAAAUGCUCGCAACUCACAUACCUACUGUGUGGGCGAUUGAUCAGUACCGAAAUCAUGAGGUAUUACAGAGAUCUUGGAUGAUCGUGGAUGGAGUAAAUGUCUCUUUACGCUUAUGGGACACAUUCGGAGACCAUGAAAAGGAUAGAAAAUUUGCCUAUGGGAGGUCUGAUGUUGUGCUGCUUUGUUUUUCAAUAUCCAGUCUCCAGUCUCUCAAAAACUGCAAAACAAAGUGGUACCCAGAAAUAAAGCACAAUUGUCCACAUGCACCUAUUGUCCUGGUAGGAUGCAAAAACGACCUGAGGCAUAUAUAUCGCGAUGAGCAUUUUCUUGAACUAUGUCGGGAAAGAAGUCCUUUUGUGCGUUUAAUUCAAGAAAAUGAUAUGGUAGCUCGAGAUCAAGGUCGACAAGUGGCAAACGAAAUUGGUGCCGUGUAUUACGAAACAAGUGUAUUUACACAGUAUGGCGUUGAUGAGGUGUUCGAGAAUGCCAUGAGAAUGGCUUUGAUUGCUAGACGACAACAAAGGUUUUGGAUGAAGAGUUUAAAAAAUGUUCGCAUGCCUUUACUUCAGAUCCCUUACUGCCCACCAGAACCCAAAGAACCUACGGCAAACAUCUCAGAAUCAACAUAUGAGAGGGAGUUGCAUUCCUUGCUGGACAAGGAAUAUGAAGCAGACGUUAUACUGACAACACAGCAAAAUGAACUUCAAGCACACAAAAUCAUCCUCGCAGCAUCAUCAUCAUAUUUCAAGCAAAUAUUUAUUUCUUUAUCAGAACCAGAUCUUACGAAAGAAAAAAAGGUGACACUGACCACUUUUCAAAAUUUCUCUUCUCGUUCGAUUCUGAGUUUCCUGAGAUUUGUAUACUGUGACAACUCGAACACGAUAGCGUAUAAUGAAAUAGCUGAAUUGAAAGAAAUUGCAAAUAUUACAAAUGUUGAAGAAUUUCAGACCUUUUUAACAGCUCUAGAGGAGAAUGAUAAUUGUACAAAAUUGGAAUCACAAAAAAUGCACAUCAGAAAGAUGAGCUCCAACUUGGAAAAAUUAGGUCUACAGAAACAAAGGUUUGCAGACGUUACUUUUAAAGUUGAUAAUGGAAAAUGCAUUGCUCACCGUUCUCUUUUGAUGGCCCGAUGCGAUGUUAUGGCAGCCAUGUUUGGUGGAGAUUUUCGCGAGAGUUCAGCUGAAGUUAUCCCUUUUCCAGAAGUUUCGAAAGAAGCGUUUGAUCAGUGUCUUUACUAUUUAUACACAGACUGCAUUGAACAGAGCAUAAAUGUUCAGAACUGUUUACUCAUCUUAGAACUUGCAAAUAGACUUUGCUUACGACGUUUUAUUUCAUUAAUUGAAGUGCACAUCAUUAAAGAGCUUAGUGCUAUGAAAGCGGGAGGAGUGAAUUUGACUGAUUACGUGUUCCGGUUUCUAGAGCCUUCCCAGGUUCAUAACGCAGAUCAGCUUUCUGAGUGGUGCCAGUAUUACAUCAUAACCCAUUAUCAAAGUAUUUUUAUGAGUGCUCCAAAAUUAUUACGCAGCCUGCAUCCAGAUAACCAAGCCUAUUUAAACAAAAAUAGAUGGCCUCCUAUACAUUAUCUUAAGGAACAAGAGUAUUAUGAAAGAUGUACCAGAGAAAGGGAGCUUAAGGAGAGGCCUCAGAAAUUUUUGCUCUGGAAAACAACAAAGAAAAAAAUGAGUCAAUGCUUAUGGUCUUUGAACAAAACUAAAGAGACAACUGAAAAUUCUGAGCAGUCAAAUAAUUUAGUUAUACAUUCUGUUUCAAAUUAGCACCUAUUUCAAUGUUCUUGAUUUUCUUCAUUUUUAAUCUAAUGCAGAAUUUUAUGAUGUAAUUUUAAUUUUCUGUGGAAAUAACUGUGUUUUGCAGCUUGUAUAAAAUUUUGUGUAUAAACUUAAUUUAAGUAAA
Stegodyphus dumicola is the source of this 2314-nucleotide messenger RNA. Its product is annotated as rho-related BTB domain-containing protein 1-like. Lineage: Eukaryota; Metazoa; Arthropoda; Arachnida; Araneae; Eresidae. The record is from RefSeq and is a predicted model, not a curated record. Gene Ontology annotation, molecular function: protein binding; GTP binding; GTPase activity. Gene Ontology annotation, biological process: small GTPase-mediated signal transduction.